Setaria italica (foxtail millet) is the source of this 988-nucleotide messenger RNA. Its product is annotated as organelle RRM domain-containing protein 6, chloroplastic. Gene Ontology annotation, biological process: chloroplast mRNA modification; cytidine to uridine editing. Gene Ontology annotation, cellular component: chloroplast. Gene Ontology annotation, molecular function: RNA binding. Bases 123 to 809 code for a protein of 228 amino acids. The transcript is spliced from 3 exons. Lineage: Eukaryota; Viridiplantae; Streptophyta; Magnoliopsida; Poales; Poaceae. The record is from RefSeq and is a predicted model, not a curated record.
AGUAUCCGAAUAUUCGAUGUGACCCUGCUGGAGUGUAGCACCUCGUAUCCACAAACACCAUAUGCUGUCAGGGUUUCAGUUCCGACUAAGCAAGCAUCCAACCCAAAACAAUCCAAGCUACAAUGCCGAGCGCUCACGCCGCCUUCGCCCCCGCCCCCGCCGUCGCUGCUUCCAGAACCUUCAGCUUCACUGCCGCGCCCUCCCCCUCGCGCACGCUUCGUCCGGCCGCCGCCUCCGGUGCUGUCCGCAACCAGCAUCGUCAGUCCACCGUCACUGCCUGCCUCCAGCCGCUAAGUGCCUCCCAUGGCGCCGCUACCAGGCUGUACGUCCACGGUCUCUCGUUCCGUACGACCGAAGAGAGCCUCCGGAAUGCGUUCGAGAAAUUUGGUGAUCUCACGGAAGUUAACCUCGUGAUGGAUAGGGCAGCGAAGCGGCCGAGAGGUUUCGCGUUCGUGUCUUACGCCGACGAGGAGCAAACCAAGACCGCCAUCGAAGGAAUGCACGGGAAGGUAAAAAAAAAUCUGUUCUGUGUAUCAUCUGCCGACGAUUUGUCCUCCUGCAGCCCAUCUACUGGCAUCUGCAAAUUCACUGUUUCCUCUUCAGUUCCUGGAUGGCCGAGUAAUCUUUGUCGAGGUUGCAAAACGAAGGCCUGGGCUGUGAGGAAUCGUGGCCCGGUGCCAAGAGAAGUGUCAUCCUGUUUCCUUCACGCUUGGAAGACAAAGCCGGCAAGUCUAAAUUACAUCAUCGUGUGCGCGCAAAUUCAAUCAAUUGCAGAUUUCUGUAGCAUGUCCGCACUGGUGAAGUGGUGAUGCAGUUGCUCCACAGUAUUAUGACUUUUAUAAGGCACUAUACUCCAAAGUAGUAUGAUUUUUAAGGCAGUGUACAUUGGACAAUGUUGUUGAUUCCAGUAAGUCCCUGACCCUGAUGAGACACUGAUUCAAAGUUCCUAAACUUCAUAUGUCAAUAGAGCAACUGAAGAAACCUGAGC